Molecule: messenger RNA, 1326 nt
Organism: Suncus etruscus (white-toothed pygmy shrew)
Lineage: Eukaryota; Metazoa; Chordata; Mammalia; Eulipotyphla; Soricidae
Gene: C2H5orf22
Product: chromosome 2 C5orf22 homolog
Exons: 8
Coding region: 1-1326 (441 amino acids)
Source: RefSeq, a predicted model, not a curated record
AUGAGCGACUCGGCCGCUGAGCAGUUGCACGCCUCCGGCGCUACCCCGAGCUUCCAGGCGUUUGGUGGGUGGUGGACGAUCAUCAGGCGGAGAGCGGGCAGGGCUGCAGGUCGCGUGGUCUCAGAUUUUAGCGGAUCACCGGCUCUGGAGUUCCCCGGGACCCGAGCAGAAUUUGACAGCAAGACACUCACAGAAUUGAGCAUUGAGAAUUGGAUUAUGCCUGCAGUGUAUGCUGGUCACUUCUCACAUGUCAUAUGGCUUCAUCCUCCCUGGGCACAGCAAAUCACUGAGGGCAAACACCACUUCUUAGUAGGCAAAGACACUUCUACCACAACCAUCAGGGUGACAAGUACAGAUCACUACUUCCUCAGCGAUGGUCUUUAUGUCACUGAAAACCAGCUAGAAAACCAAAAACCUUUACAGUUGGACGUAAUUAUGGUAAAGCCAUAUCAACUGGGUGACAAUCAGGAUGAACAUUCUGCAGCAUCUUCUGCCAAAAAGGCCAGGCUAGCACCAAAAGACACAGAAAGCCCGGCUUCUACUAAGUGUGACUCUCAUUCAGAAGGACCCAGACAGGACGAGGACGCGGUGACCCAGGGAAGGGACCCGGCUUGCCUAGAACACUUAAAUUCUUCCUCUUCUGAAAUCUGGGAGGGCCCAACUGCAGCCAGUUCCUGGGAGAUGCUGGAGACUUGGAAGGCAGGGGAUGCGUUUGUGUUAGAUAUUGACUUAGAUUUCUUCUCAGUGAAGAAUCCCUUCAAAGAAAUGUUCACUCAGGAGGAUCUGGUUGAUUGUGUUGAUACUCGAAUUCGUCAAUUAGAAGAUUUAGAAGCUAUUUUUGCUGAUUUCUGUGAUGGUGAUGAUGAAGAAACUGUACAGAAAUGGGCUUCCAACCCUGGGAUGGAAUCACUCAUUCCACUUGUACAGAGUUUGAAAAAACGGAUGGAAGUGCCCGACUAUGAAAUGGUUCACCAGGCUGGCCUAACCUGUGACUAUUCAGAACUUCCGCACCAUGUUAGCACUGAACAAGAAAUUGAGUAUCUCAUCCAGUCCAUGUAUCUUUUGCUGCAGCAUUUACCAAAACCAACGCUGGUGACAAUUGCACGUCCCUCCUCCAGACCAGGGGUGGGGAAGUCCAGCCUGGCUGUGAUGAGGCCCACGAAGUCCUGUGGUCUGGGUCUGGUACAAGACAGGUCCAGUCUAGAUGAUUACUGUCCUGGCGACCAAGUGGACAUGAUCCAAGAAAAGGUCCUCAGUGCCCUGCAGUCCCUCUAUGGGACCCUGGACGUUCACUUGACAUACUCAGACAAGGCUUCACCCUCGUAA